This is a messenger RNA of Hippocampus comes (tiger tail seahorse), 2252 nucleotides long. Its product is annotated as polypeptide N-acetylgalactosaminyltransferase 10-like. Gene Ontology annotation, cellular component: Golgi apparatus. Gene Ontology annotation, biological process: protein O-linked glycosylation. The record is from RefSeq and is a predicted model, not a curated record. Gene Ontology annotation, molecular function: polypeptide N-acetylgalactosaminyltransferase activity. Lineage: Eukaryota; Metazoa; Chordata; Actinopteri; Syngnathiformes; Syngnathidae.
CUCCUUCCCAUGCUUGGCUUUCCGCCCUCUAGCGGCAGACAGCUGGCGCCCAUUCGGCGUCACAGCUCCGGGCUUGACGGGCUCCUUCCGUCCCGCUGUCAGAGUGGAACUUCCCUCCAGUCGGAUACCGCAAGACGAAGCGUGGACUCUCGGGGGAGGUUCUCCUUGGUUCCCCCGCUGCCGCUUCUUCCUACGCUUCUUUUUCCCCUCCCGGUGAGAUGAGGCGGAGGGAAAAAAGGCUGCUGCAGUUCGCCGGGCUUCUCGUAGCGGCUUUCAUCUUCCUCCCCAACGUCGGCUUGUGGUCGUUAUACCGGGACCGGGUGUUCGACAACCCACCGGACGCGGCGGCGGCGGCGGCAGGGGCGGACGGCCAGGGUGUCAGACCGCAGCUUCAGGUUGUUAGCAAACUGCGGAAGGACAAUCAAGUGGACAGGAAUGGUCUUCAGAGGAAAGACUGGCACAACUAUGAAGCCAUCAAAAGGGAUGCCUCCAGAUCUGGGAACGGCGAGCAGGGCAAGCCGUUCCCCCUGACGGACGCUGACCGGGUGGACCAGGCCUACAGGGAGAACGGUUUCAACAUUUACGUCAGCGACAGGAUCUCCCUCAAUCGGUCCAUCCCUGACAUCCGACAUCCCAACUGUAAACAGAAGCUGUACGCCGAGAAGCUGCCCAGCACCAGCAUCAUCAUCCCGUUCCACAACGAGGGUUGGUCGUCGUUGCUGAGGACCGUCCACAGCGUCCUCAACCGCUCGCCUCCGCAGCUCAUCGCCGAGGUCAUCCUGGUGGACGACUUCAGCGACAAAGAGCACCUCAAAGCAGCCCUGGAUGAGUACAUGAUCCGCUUGCCCAAAGUGCGCAUCCUGAGGAACAAGAAAAGGGAAGGUCUGAUCCGGACUCGUCUGCUGGGCGCCGCCGCCGCCAAGGGCGAGGUCAUCACCUUCUUGGACUCGCACUGCGAGGCCAACGUUAACUGGCUGCCGCCGCUACUCGACCGAAUCGCCCAGAACCGGUCUCCGGUGAUGGCAGGAGGCCUGUUCGCCAUGGACAGGAAGUGGUUCUGGGAGCUGGGAGGCUACGACACGGGUCUGGAGAUCUGGGGAGGAGAGCAGUACGAGAUCUCCUUCAAGGUAUGGAUGUGUGGCGGGCGCAUGGAAGACAUCCCGUGCUCCCGGGUGGGACACAUCUACAGGAAGUACGUCCCCUACAAGGUGCCUGGAGGGGUUAGCCUGGCCAGGAACCUGAAGCGAGUGGCCGAGGUGUGGAUGGACGAGUACGCCGAGUACGUGUACCAGCGGCGGCCCGAGUACCGCCACCUGUCUGCGGGCGACAUCGCGGCGCAGAAGGAGUUGCGGAGCCGCCUGGGAUGCAACAACUUCAAGUGGUUCAUGAGCGAGGUGGCCUGGGAUCUGCCCGAGCACUACCCGCCCGUGGAGCCGCCUGCCGUCUUCUGACUCUCGCGUCGGUCGCAGAUCCGAAACGAGGCGAGCGGCAUGUGCAUGGAGACCAAGCACUUUGUGUCGGGAAGCCCCAUCCGCCUGGAAAACUGCGGCAAGGCGCGGGGCGACGUCAGCUGGAGCCACGGACAGGUGUUCACGUUGGGCUGGCGCCAGGACAUCCGCGUGGGCGACCCCAUGCACACCAAGAAGGUUUGCUUCGACGCCGUCUCCCACAGCAGCCCCGUCACGCUGUACGACUGUCACGGCAUGAAGGGAAACCAGCUGUGGCGCUACCGCAAGGAUAAGAGCUUGUACCACCCGGUGAGCAACAGCUGCGUGGACGGCAACGCGGCCGAGCGGCGCCUCUUCAUGAACACGUGCGACCCGUCCUCGCCCGGCCAGCGUUGGCUCUUCGAGAAGAUCAACGGCACCGUUCUGGAGCGCUUCAACCGCCGCGCGGCCGAUUGAACGCCGCCCGCCCCGGUACAACCCGCUGCUGCUGUUUACGCUCUGCCCCCCCACCCGGGGAUAGACGCCGCCCUCGUGGGCCCCGACUUUGAUUGAUGGCAUUUGACGCCGCGUUCUUACUCCUGGCUAUCCCCCCCUCCCUGCCCCCCCAACCCCGUCCCUCCUUUCUUCGCCUUAUUUUUCCUGCCUUUUCUUCACCGCCGAGUUCCUUAUCUCAUCCUGCCUGUCCUCGCCCUUUCUGGCCUGACUGCCUCUGACCGCCGCCCCCGACACCCCCCGCUCCCUUCCCGUCACCAAAGACAUGGCCAAGAACCGCUUACCUGCCCAAUGAAUGACCCCCUCGCCCCC